Molecule: messenger RNA, 1808 nt
Organism: Onychomys torridus (southern grasshopper mouse)
Lineage: Eukaryota; Metazoa; Chordata; Mammalia; Rodentia; Cricetidae
Gene: Tubb6
Product: tubulin beta 6 class V
Exons: 4
Coding region: 48-1391 (447 amino acids)
Biological process (GO): microtubule cytoskeleton organization; mitotic cell cycle
Cellular component (GO): microtubule; cytoplasm
Molecular function (GO): GTP binding; GTPase activity; structural constituent of cytoskeleton
Source: RefSeq, a predicted model, not a curated record
CACGCCGCUGUCGGGAGAGCCAGUACCCGAGCGCAGAGGCGCCCGCCAUGAGGGAGAUUGUGCACAUCCAGGCGGGCCAGUGCGGGAACCAGAUCGGUACCAAGUUUUGGGAAGUGAUCAGCGAUGAGCAUGGCAUCGACCCGGCCGGAGGCUACGUGGGCGACUCAGCGCUGCAGCUGGAGCGGAUCAGCGUCUACUACAAUGAGUCAUCCUCUCAGAAGUAUGUGCCCAGGGCUGCCUUGGUGGACUUGGAGCCGGGCACCAUGGACAGUGUGAGGUCUGGGCCUUUUGGGCAGCUCUUCCGGCCUGACAACUUCAUCUUCGGACAGACGGGCGCCGGGAACAACUGGGCCAAGGGCCACUACACGGAGGGCGCGGAGCUGGUGGACUCGGUGCUGGACGUGGUACGGAAGGAGUGUGAGCACUGUGAUUGCCUGCAGGGCUUCCAGCUCACGCACUCGCUGGGCGGAGGCACAGGCUCGGGCAUGGGCACCCUGCUCAUCAGCAAGAUCCGGGAGGAGUACCCGGACCGCAUCAUGAACACCUUCAGCGUCAUGCCGUCGCCCAAGGUCUCCGACACCGUGGUGGAGCCCUACAACGCCACGCUGUCCGUGCACCAGCUGGUGGAGAACACCGAUGAGACCUACUGUAUCGACAACGAGGCCCUCUACGACAUCUGCUUCCGCACGCUCAAGCUCACCACGCCCACUUACGGGGACCUCAACCAUCUGGUGUCGGCCACCAUGAGCGGCGUCACCACAUCGCUGCGUUUCCCCGGCCAGCUCAACGCCGACCUGCGCAAGCUGGCGGUGAACAUGGUGCCCUUCCCUCGCUUGCACUUCUUCAUGCCUGGCUUUGCCCCACUUACAGCCCGGGGCAGCCAACAAUACCGUGCCCUGACAGUACCUGAGCUCACCCAGCAGAUGUUCGAUGCCAAGAAUAUGAUGGCUGCCUGUGACCCACGCCACGGCCGUUACCUGACAGUGGCCACUGUCUUCCGUGGGCGCAUGUCCAUGAAGGAGGUGGAUGAGCAGAUGCUGGCCAUCCAGAGUAAGAACAGUAGUUACUUCGUAGAGUGGAUCCCCAACAACGUCAAGGUAGCAGUGUGCGAUAUCCCACCCCGCGGGCUCAAGAUGUCAUCCACCUUCAUCGGCAACAGCACAGCCAUCCAGGAGCUGUUCAAGCGCAUCUCGGAGCAGUUCUCGGCCAUGUUCCGACGCAAGGCCUUCCUGCACUGGUUCACGGGCGAGGGCAUGGAUGAGAUGGAGUUCACCGAGGCGGAGAGCAACAUGAACGACCUGGUGUCCGAGUACCAGCAGUACCAGGACGCCACGGUCAACGACGGGGAAGAGGCUUUUGAAGAUGAGGAUGAAGAAGAAAUCAACGAAUAAGGCGCCUUAGGUUGCUACGGUGCACACCUGUUCUUUUCCUAGCCCUGCUGAUGUGGGCAUGGUACCCUGGUCUACACGUGUCACAGGCCCCUCUCAAACCCAAAUCCCCCGCACUGUCCCCCAGGUUAUCUGGAACAGUGCACUUGCCUUUACCGGAGAAUUGGCAGACGUCCCACCAGACCAGGGUGAUUGUGUACAGGAACACUGAGAGCAAAUGAGGGGCUGUCUGCACAGGGCUCAAGGCAGCAAUCACCUUCCGUUAAGCGCCCAGCCAUCAGAGUUAGCAGGGGAGUUAGAGUCAGGAUUUGUUUUUUCAUCCUUGGUGACAAAAACCAAAAGCUACACAGUGUUGCCUUAAUUGAAUACCCAAUAUGGAACUUUGUGACAAUCCAUUCAUAAUAAAACGCUAAACCUGUU